UCAGCGCAUCGGUCGUGGCCCUGUCCCUCCGACGUAUCCUCCUCACCAUCCCUUAGAAAGAUAUUUAAAAUCUGCUUAUCCCUUCGCUCUCUCUUACUUGCCAUCCAGACUCCAUUGAGAGGAAGAGAAAGGAAGAAGAAGAAGAGCUAAGAGAAGGAAAUUUAGAAAUGGUGAAGAUCUGCUGCAUCGGAGCUGGGUACGUGGGUGGCCCAACAAUGGCUAUGAUCGCCUACAAAUGUCCUGACAUCCAAGUCGUCGUCGUUGACAUCUCCGUUCCCCGCAUUAACGCCUGGAACAGUGAUCGCCUCCCCAUCUUCGAACCUGGCCUCGACGAAGUCGUCACUUCCUGCCGCGACAAGAACCUCUUCUUCAGCACCGACGUCGAAGCACACGUUGCUGAAGCCGAUAUUAUCUUCGUCUCCGUCAACACUCCCACCAAAACACGAGGUCUCGGUGCCGGCAAAGCCGCUGACCUCACAUACUGGGAAUCCGCCGCUCGAAUGAUCGCCGAUGUGGCCAAAUCCGACAAGAUUGUCGUCGAGAAAUCCACGGUUCCAGUCAAGACUGCAGAAGCAAUCGAAAAGAUCCUCACCCAUAACAGCAAAGGCAUCAAUUUCCAGAUCCUCUCUAACCCUGAGUUCCUUGCUGAGGGUACUGCAAUUGAAGAUCUUACGAAUCCCGAUCGUGUCCUUAUAGGCGGCCGAGAGACCCCAGAGGGCCAAAAGGCUGUUGCUGCCCUGAAAGCUGUCUAUGCCAGGUGGGUUCCAGAGGAUCAGAUCAUCACCAUGAACCUCUGGUCCGCUGAGCUCUCCAAGCUCGCUGCCAACGCCUUCUUGGCGCAGCGGAUCUCAUCCAUCAAUGCCAUGUCUGCCCUCUGCGAGGCCACUGGUGCAGACGUGUCCGAGGUGGCUUACGCCAUUGGCAAGGACACGAGGAUUGGAGGGCGGUUCCUAAAUGCGAGCGUCGGGUUCGGCGGUUCUUGCUUCCAGAAGGACAUCCUCAACCUCGUCUACAUCUGUGAAUGCAAUGGGUUGACCGAGGUGGCCAAUUACUGGAGACAAGUGGUUCAGAUCAACGAUUACCAGAAAGCUCGAUUCGUGAAUCGAAUGGUGUCGUCGAUGUUUAAUACUGUAUCCGGAAAAAAGAUUGCAAUUCUUGGGUUCGCAUUCAAGAAGGAUACCGGUGAUACUAGGGAGACGCCGGCGAUUGAUGUGUGUGAUGGAUUAUUGGGGGACAAAGCGGAGCUCUCGAUCUAUGAUCCACAGGUGACGGAGGAUCAGAUCGGGCGAGAUCUGGCGACGCACAAGUUCGAUUGGGAUCACCCGCAGCACUUGGUGCCCACUGGUCCUACGGCCAAAAAGAAUGUAACUUUGACUUCGAGUGCUUACGAGGCGGCCAUGGGAGCUCAUGGUGUGUGUAUAUUGACCGAGUGGGAUGAGUUUAAGACUCUGGAUUAUCAAAAGAUCUAUAAUGGAAUGGAGAAGCCAGCGUUUAUCUUUGACGGAAGGAAUGUGAUUCAUGUGGAGGCGCUGAGGAAGAUUGGGUUCAUUGUGUAUUCGGUUGGGAAGCCAUUGGAUGCUUGGAUUAAGGAUCUUCCAGCAGCGGCUUAAUUAGAACCGAAUAGUCGGCCACGGUGAUGAUGAUGUUUGAUUGUUUGUUUUGAUCUCAUGUCUUUCUUUGGUUUUUGAAAUUUUGAUUCAUAAUAUAUAUAGGAUUUUUUUUUUUUUUUUUUUUUUUUUUUAAUCCCUCCCUCCAUGCUUGAUCGUCAUCUUCAUCGAAUUUCGGUUUUGAAUUGGAUGGAGAAAUCAGUGUUAAGCUAUUAAUCGAGUAUUGAUUGCUCACUGUAAGCAGAGGAGAGUGAGGGGAUUUUGAUUUGAUUCUUGUCUUCCAGUCUUCUUUUCUUUGAUUUCUUUUAAUUAAUUGAAAUUUUCAUACUACUUAUUCCA
Molecule: messenger RNA, 1946 nt
Organism: Macadamia integrifolia
Lineage: Eukaryota; Viridiplantae; Streptophyta; Magnoliopsida; Proteales; Proteaceae
Product: UDP-glucose 6-dehydrogenase 5-like
Exons: 1
Coding region: 168-1610 (480 amino acids)
Biological process (GO): glycosaminoglycan biosynthetic process
Cellular component (GO): cytosol; nucleus
Molecular function (GO): UDP-glucose 6-dehydrogenase activity; NAD binding
Source: RefSeq, a predicted model, not a curated record